Molecule: messenger RNA, 663 nt
Organism: Alternaria rosae
Lineage: Eukaryota; Fungi; Ascomycota; Dothideomycetes; Pleosporales; Pleosporaceae
Exons: 2
Coding region: 40-564 (174 amino acids)
Molecular function (GO): 2 iron, 2 sulfur cluster binding
Source: RefSeq, a predicted model, not a curated record
AUUAUCGCGUCGCCCACACAGGCAUUAUUGCCACCCAGCAUGUCGUUCCUGGUCAAUCCGUUCUCUCGAUCGUCUCAAGCUGGUAACGCGUGGUUUUGCGCCGGUACCGUGACGUCGUACCCGAAUGUCGACGACUCCACGCGCGUCAGCGAACAGCGCCCAUGCGGCGAAAAGCAUGUGACGGGUUGUCGGGUAUUCCACGUGCCUCGCGAUGACAGCUCCAAAGCCACUGAGGUUGCGAUCGAUGAUUGGAGGGAUCCCGAACUUGGUGGUGAUGCGAAGGACCAAGUGAUGGUAUUCCAGUACAAAGGAAAAUUUGUCGCGGUGAACCACGAAUGUCCGCACUCUUCGUAUCCACUCUCCAAUGGCACGCCCUUCGACAUCGAAGACUUUGGGGUAGUGCUUAGCUCAGGAAUACUUUGUCCGAAGCACGGCUGGGGGUUCGAUCUCCAUACCGGUCGAUCGGACCGCGGUAGUUACAGGCUUCAAGUGUGGGAAGUUCAGCAAAGAUCGGGCAAUGGGGAUCAAGAGAUAUGGGUCAGAAGAAAGCAAAGAAUCGGAUAACACAACACGAUGCGGACCUACACCCACCAUCGCGAACGGACGCGUGAACUCAUCAACGGAACAGUUUCGUGUUAGCACACUAUCGUAUGCGCUAUGCCC